AUGUCUGAUCUGAGAAGAAAUGCACGAGAGGACAAAGACGUGGAAUGGGUGUCUGACAGCCCAGGUCGAACUCAGGAGCCAUUACAGAGUCACACAUUCUCCCCGAAGAACAAUGCUGCAGGUCUGUCCUCGGAUGAACACGAAAACCCUUUAAAUGGAACCCAGCCGAAUCCAUUUGUAUACAGCAGGGUCCCCGCUGUUCCCCAUGCAGGCAAUUCAUUGCCUUCAGGAGCACUUGUUAAUGGACCUGGUUCACACCCCACCUCUGAGGUACACUGUGUCCUGAACAAAGGCUCUGUUUUAUCCAACAAUGUCCUGGAUGCCGUGUGGCAAGCGGGGAAGGACACAAGCCCCGAGGUGUUACCACCACCUAGUGAGCUUCAAUCAGACGCUUGGAAGAACACAGCGGGGCCCGUCGUGAAAACACUGGCCACACAGCCAGGUGUCAACACGCCACUGUCUCACUCAGAGGAGAAUGAGUCCAAACUGGCCUGUCCCACACUGUCAGAUGCAGGCGGCGUGGAGCAAAUGCACAUUAGCCAACCUUUGACAAAGCAGACCACGACAACAAGAUCUCACCAGGACGUAGAACGGUCAGAGAGCUCCUCGGAUGAUUACGGAGACGCCGAGGCAAUCAGGUGGGAUUCAGCAAGGGAGUGCCUCUUGCAGAAUGACAGAAGGCUGGAGACCAGAGUGAUGCACCGAGGGGACAGGAAGCACAACACACAUGGAAAAAGCAUGUCAGGCUCUCUGGAAAAGGUUAACAGCAGCUUAAAUCACACAAACAGACGUUUCUGCUUCUGCACUGAUGUUGGAAACGUUGACCUCGACAACCAAGAUGAUUCUUUGGGUGCCCCAACUGAUAUUAAAUAUUCCGUGGUUGCACUCAAAGAUCUUUCUAAGAACACAGUGUCAGAAUCGCAGCACAAUAUUUACAGCACGGCAGAACAGGGAGGCUGUAAUGAGGGAAAUGAUCCCAAACAUGAAGACAAUUGCAGCUCAAAAGUGGAACGGUUGAGGAUGGAACAAGUGGAACAAAAUCCACUUUUCUUUUCAUGCACAACAUGCAAUGUUAAUUUCAAGGAGAGGAGACAUUUCCAUAGACAUAUGAUGUAUCAUUUAGGCAAGCAUAAUCAGGUGAACAGUGAGAACGUCUCGCAGCCCUUUAUAUGCAGGGAGUGUGGGCGUUUGUUCUGUGAUAGCGACUCCCUCACGAGGCACAUCAUUAUUCACCGAGACAGGCUGGAAAAACUUCUUGAGGGAGUCAAAGAUCUCAAAAACACAGAAUUGGUAAACGGGGGCGCCAAAGUGCAGAGCCCUCGGUGUGGAUCUGGAUGUGUAAACCCUAAAAUCUCCGUCCAGCACGCCAAAACACACGAUAAUCUGAAACACUACUACUUCUGCGAGGAGUGUAACUACAUUACGCUGACACAGCAGGCGCUCGAAGCACACUUGAGUGUCGCACACCGCAACACGCAUGGGCCUCGAUACGGGGAAAUGACUCGUGCAAGUGAUGCAGAGGAAGCGGACCGUGUUCAGUUUCGGCGUAAAGGGUGUUCUUUCACGAGCAGAGACGACGUAGUAUUGGAAGGACAUUCUGAGAAGGAGCGUCUGCGUUCGCUUGGUAAAUAUAAAAAGGUUGCAGACCAGCCUAAACCGAAUCUGCCUAAGUCAACUCAUGGAGAAACAGCCCCUUUCACCCACAGCUUUAGUAAAAAAGAGGAUUAUUACAUUCAAAAGUCCAACGAUAAAACUGUAAAUUCUCCACAGUUUAAGUGCCGUGCCGGCUGCACCAAAAACACGCUGCCACCGUCUUUGUGGAGGGUCGACAGGCAUGGAAAAUUACUCCUGCAGCCAGUAGAAAAAUUAGAUGUGGCAACUGAUCUCACCUGCGUGGAGGUAGACUCUGCAAACAAUGACUGCAGGGCUUUUGGCAGCUCAAAGCAGGCAACCUGUCCUGCGACCGCCGAUUUCUUGCUAUCAGCCAGAAAUCUUAAAUUAGAGCGGAUGUUCUGUCAGGGUGGCAAGAAUGACCCGGAGAGCGGGAGCUUACAAUCCCAAGCUAAACAAAAUUCUCUGACAAAGAGAAAAAUGUCAACGCCCUUGAAUAACACAAUUGACAGUAUGAAUGGUAAUAUAUCGGCGCGGCUUUGCCAGAGGCUCAAGAAACCGUCUUCAGAUAAGGAGAUGGAGAAAGAGUGCGAGGGCAGUAGUAAACUCAGUGAUGACAGUGAAGCUACAGGCGGCUUCUUGGAAAGCGAAAGCCAGAAGAACCCGUAUGCUCGGAGGUAUAUCACAAAGAGACAGAGGUUUUCAGCCAAAGACCAAAGCCCUCAUGUGCUCAAGGAUGAAGAGGAUGGAGGUGAAGACUGCAGUGACAUAGAGCAACUCGUAAUCAAGGAGGAGUAUAUCGAAACCACAGCGUGUGGCGAUUCCCCAGAGUCGCCUCCUAUCGCCAAGGGGGACGGCUUUGAUGUUUUCCCCUCACCAGGGGUGGAACACAAGCUCUGUCCCUACUGCCCGGCCAUGUUUGAGUCCGGAGUGGGCCUGUCCAAUCACGUGCGAGGGCACCUUCACAGAGUCGGCUUGAGCUACAACGCUCGGCACAUGGUCUCGCCGGAGCAAGUGGCACUGCGGGACCAUCGGCCACGAAUCCGCAGAAGGAUCCCCAAUGGCACGAGGAAAAUGAGAAAAGCUGUAAAACCAGAAGCCCAAGGAGCGCACAAAUGUCCCCUGUGCUGGGGUUGGUUCGAUACAAAGACCGGCCUCUCCAACCACGUGAGGGGACACCUGAAGCGAAUCGGUAAAAGUGUCACCAGCACCAGCAAAUCCCCGCUGGGCAUCCUAAACAAGCUGCUGCAGGACAAAAAGGAACAUCAGAACAUCCUCCAGGUCCUCAACAAGAGCCAAUUCCCCUCACAGAUCAGCAGCGAUGGCCUGAUCCUGAUGCGCAUGGGCAUCCCAGUGAAAAUCCAGCUGGAGAUGAGGAGUCCACGUCCCAUGUUGGACAGCUUUGUACCAAAACAGGAAGCAGAGGCCUUCUCAGAUAGUAGGCUUCAGGCAGAAGCACAACGAGGCACUAAGGCCUCCUCAAGCACUUUAGUCGAACUGCUCAAGAUGAGACAGCAGAGUAUGGAGCUCUCAGCGAGAAGCAACCAGGAAGACUACGCAACCAGGAAGCUCUGUGAUUUCACCAAAGAUUACAUGGAGGAACCAACCUGGGCUCAUGGGGAAUGUGAUUCGAAGGAGAUUUGUAUUCGGUGUAACGACGCCUUCCCCGAACUUCCUGGUCAUCUUCGAGCUUAUACACACAGGAAGAGGAUGGCCAUAUUUGAAGGACCAGGCUAUGAUUAUAAGCUGAAGAAGCCAAGGCCUGGGCUUAAGAAGAAGAUGUUACCCUCCAUGAAUGCUAAGAUUUACACACUCACCUGCAGAUUCUGCAAUCUCGUCUUCCAGGGUCCCCUCUCUAUCCAGGAGGACUGGAUCAAACACUUACAGAGGCACCUUCUGCACACCAGCGUGCCCCACUCAGGGACCGGGAUGGUCGAGGUUCUGGGUCACAAAGUACACAUGAGUAUGACUCGUGAGCGCCCAGAUGUUGAGUAG
Anoplopoma fimbria (sablefish) is the source of this 3606-nucleotide messenger RNA. It is a transcript of the gene znf644b, whose product is annotated as zinc finger protein 644b. Gene Ontology annotation, molecular function: RNA polymerase II cis-regulatory region sequence-specific DNA binding; DNA-binding transcription factor activity, RNA polymerase II-specific. Gene Ontology annotation, biological process: regulation of transcription by RNA polymerase II. Gene Ontology annotation, cellular component: nucleus. The record is from RefSeq and is a predicted model, not a curated record. The transcript is spliced from 5 exons. The coding region runs from base 1 to 3606 and encodes 1201 amino acids. NCBI's taxonomy places the organism in Eukaryota, Metazoa, Chordata, Actinopteri, Perciformes, Anoplopomatidae.